GGUUCUUUUAAAACAUGGAAAAACUUUGAAAAAGAAGAAAUUUGAGGAAGGGGCGCCAGUGAAGCAGAAAGUAGUGAAAGUGGAGGUAGAGCUGCUUAUACCUGAUGACGAAGUAGGGUUGAGUGGCAUACUGUCAUCCUUGAAAAUCGCCCCAUUCUUCCAUGGAUGCUACUACAAUGGAGACGAGCACUUCAUCCCCUUCUUUCAAUUUCACGGUUCUAGAAUCUCUGGUUGGCAAUUCUGCCGAAGAAAUUGAGAAGAGCUGGAGUGGGUUUUGCUCCGUUUCGGAAGCUCUACUUCAUUGCAGUGAUGAUAUAUCUCUCAGCUCCGAGCUCAUUUCAAAUGUCCACUGUCUCUGCAAGUACGGCCUCGAGUCUCUGAUUAAAGAUCACUUCCUGCAUUCAGUUCAGAAAGUAUUUGAAGAAAAAGGUGCAUCAAGAUUUUGGAGGCAUUUUGAUCCUUAUACAAAUGUUGCUGCACUUAAAAGGAACAAUGAUCCGAUGCUUGAGGAUCAGAUUCAGAAGCUAUUAUGUAAAGCUCUGGAAGAGAUAUCAUCUGAAAAGCAAUGCCAUGAGAAGUGCCUAUUAUUAUUGAUUCAUUCUUUACAAUCAUAUAAAGUGGACAAGUCAAAAGGGUGUCCCGGUUUGGAUGACAUAAGAGACUACUUGUUAUCAAAAUACCAGCUAAUGGUUUCUUCAGUGAUCAUGGCCAGUGUGCCUAGGCACUUUCCUGAACUGUUACACUGGUACUUCAAGGGAAGGCUAGAGGAAUUGAACACAAUUACGUCAGGUUAUUGUGAACCUGAACCUGAAUUAGAUUCUGAUGAUGAAAUGGUUCCUGUUGAGAAUUGCAAGCAACCAAAAAGAGACUGCGUUAUGGAUAUUGAUAUGAGCCAUCAGCAAACAAUGUUUUCAGUGAACAAUAUUAUAGUGAAGAGCAUUGGGAUGGUCGUCCGCAAUCUGAGAAGUCUUGGAUGUACAUCUCUGGCCGAAGAUGCCUAUGCUUCUGCCAUAUUUUUGCUUCUACAGGACAAAGUACACAAUUUGGCUGGCGAUGAUUACAGAAGCUCAGUUUUGGAAUCUAUCAAACUGUGGAUACAGGCAGUGCCCCUCCAGUUUUUGCAUGCACUUCUUGCUUAUCUUGGUGAUGCCACCAGAACAGAAAGUCCAUCCUCCGGUCGUAGAUCACCUCUUGCAUCUCAUCCCCCUUCAUGUUAUUUUGGAAAUGAAAUUCCAUCUGAGGGACUUGUUAGAUGGCAACUCCGGUUGGAGUAUUUUGCUUAUGAGACCUUACAAGAUCUAAGAAUAGCCAAACUUUUUGAAAUCAUCGUGGAUUAUCCAGACAGGUGAAGAUCUGUUCCUUUUUAUUGCCUUUUUACCCUUUUAUUUCUUUCCCUUUGACAUCUAUAUAGAUGUGCUUUCUUUAGCCAAUCUGGUAGCAUUGGGUUUUGGAUUGUGAUUGAUGUUGAGUCUUGUGAUAAUGCAAUUGUAUCUUCUUUGUAACUAAUGGAUUCUAUCAUUUCACCCAAGGUUGUUAAAAUCGCGAUUUGGAUCGUAAAAUCGUACGAUUUUACGAUUCAAUAUCACUAAACCAAUUUGAAUCGCCCAAAAAAUCGGAAAUUUUAAAAAUCGUAUAAAAUCAUUUCGGAAUCGCAAAAAAAUCUUUAAAAUCACGAUUCUUUAAGAUUUUACGACUUUAGGAAUACAAGGUUUAGCCAAGCUAAACUCGGCCCAGUGUACUCAGGCCUGAAACCAACGAAGGAGAUAAGAUGCAAAAGGUGCCAGCCUUAUAUAAUGCAAAGGAGAGAGAAGUUUUGUUUGUGUUUCCAGUGUGGAAAAUUUUUGUUAGUGAAGUGUGUUACGCACCAACCAGUGCAGCACUAUGCAGCAAAAGGAGAAGAGAAUAUACAUUGUGUUUCCCGGUGUGGGCAAGUGAUAUUUGAUAGAACAAAGACUAAUUUUUAAAGAAGUAAAACUUUAUGUCAGAUCUGGGAAUUUAACUUUACCAAUGCCUACCAACAGUUACUUUGAGAUUUAGUAGAAAUAUUAACAUAUUUAUAGAUUGAACUUAGAAAACAUGUAGUUGUACUAUUUCAACUAAUGUUUAUAUACCUUUUCCAUUUAUAUAUUUAUUGUUAAAUUUGAUUAUAACAUUGUAUUUAAAUAUUGUCUUUUAUUCUUUGAUUACAUUACAUUAUUUUGUGCACUUUAAUUAGACAUCAUUAUAAGACUUAAAAUAUAUAUAUAAUGGUUUGAUUUAUAGACUUAAAUUUGAAUUAAUUUGACUUAUUAAUGUUUUGAUUGCAUUUUUUCUUUUAUAAAAUAUUUUUAGUAUUUUUUGUUAAAUGUUUAUAAAAUCUUAAGAUUUACGAUUCGAUUUUUAAAUCCUUGUUCUGAUUCGAUUUAAAAAUACGAUUUUAACAACCUUGAUUUCACCCGUUUCUUAACUGGCAUUAUAAGUAACUGUUCAAAGCAUCCUCCAUUAUUCCCUUUCAUGAGACCUUACGGCCCUGUUUGGUUGGAGGCUUUCGGAGGGGAGGGGAGGGAAGUGAGGGAUUUGUGUGUGUUUGGUUGAAGGAAAUAGGGGGGAAGGGGAGGAAAGUGGAAGGCUUCCAAAAUCCUCCACUUUCUCCCAUUCUAAACCCUCCAAAUCGGGGUAUUUCGGAGGAAACAUGUUGAUAACCACAAACUAUAUCCAUCUCCUACGUGAAUAAACAAAACGUUAUAAUAUAAAAAAGGUAAAAAAUAAAAAGUUUUGAAAAAUUCAAAAAUUUAAAAUUUUAAAAAUUGAAAAAAAAUUAAAAAAAAAAAUUAAAAAAUUAUAAAAAAUUAAAUUUUAAAAUUAAAAAUUAAAAAACUAACAUAACUAAAAAUUAAAAAAUUAAAAGUUAAAAAAAUAAAAAAUUAAAAACUCCGGUUGGAGUAUUUUGCUUAUGAGACCUUACAAGAUCUAAGAAUAGCCAAACUUUUUGAAAUCAUCGUGGAUUAUCCAGACAGUGCACUUGCCAUCGAAGACUUAAAACAAUGUCUAGAAUAUACUGGGCAACACUCAAAGUUGGUUGAUUCCUUUAUCACAUCAUUGAAAUAUCGAUUACUAACAGCUGGUGCCUCAACUAAUGACAUAUUGCACCAAUACGUCUCAACAAUUAAAGCACUUCGAACCAUCGAUCCAGCAGGUGUGUUUCUAGAAGCUGUAGGCGAGCCUAUACGGGAAUACCUGAGGGGUAGAAAAGACACAAUAAAGUGCAUUGUGACAAUGCUGACUGAUGGGAGUGGUGGAAAUCCCAAUGGAGCAGGAAGCUCAGGGGAUAGCCUUCUUGAAGAAUUAAACCGAGAUGAAGAAAAUCAAGAGAACACUAAUGUUGAUGAAGAUUUUAAUACUGAUGACAGACAAGCGUGGUUGAAUGCUCAAAGGUGGGAGCCUGACCCUCUAGAGGCUGACCCAAUGAAGGGAAGCAGGAAUCGAAGAAAAGUUGACAUACUUGGAAUGAUUGUCAACAUUAUAGGUUCAAAGGAUCAAUUGGUUAAUGAAUAUCGUGUGAUGCUUGCAGAAAAGUUGUUGAACAAAUCUGAUUAUGACAUUGACUCAGAAAUACGCACUUUGGAACUUCUAAAGAUUCAUUUUGGAGAGAGCAGCAUGCAGAAGUGUGAAAUUAUGCUCAAUGAUCUAAUUGAUUCAAAAAGGACAAAUACAAAUGUAAAAGCGAAAAUCAAGAGUCAAUCUCAGCCAGUUUCGGAAGAGCAGCAUGAGAUGCCCCUGGACACACUUAAUGCUACAAUCAUAUCUUCAAAUUUCUGGCCAUCUAUUCAGGACGAACCGCUUAUCUUACCUGGGCCAGUGGAAAAUCUCUUGAGUGAUUAUGCAAAAAAAUAUACUGAAAUUAAGACCCCAAGGAAACUGCUAUGGAAGAAAAGUCUUGGAACUGUGAAGCUGGAAUUGGAGUUUGAAGACAGAGCACUGCAGUUCAUGUGCACCCCUCUUCAUGCUUCCAUUAUAGUGCAAUUUCAAGAGCAAAAGAGGUGGACAUCUAAAGAUCUUGCAGCUGCUCUAGGAAUACCUAUGGAUGUUCUAUCUAGGAAGAUAAACUUUUGGAUAAGCAAGGGAGUGCUUGCAGAAUCACCUAGACCAGAUUCGAGUGACCACAUCUUUACUCUGGUUGAGGCAUUGGCUGAUACAGGUAAAACUGGGAGAAGCAGUGGAAGUUGUGAUGAAUUUUUGGCCUGUGAAGAAGAUGGAGAGAGUACAGUAGCCUCCGUUGAGGAUCAGUUGCGGAAAGAAAUGACUGUCUAUGAGAAAUUUAUCACGGGAAUGCUCACCAAUUUUGGCAGCAUGGCAUUGGACCGCAUUCAUAAUACCCUAAAGAUGUUUUGCAUUGCUGAUCCAACAUAUGACAAAUCCCUCCAACAGCUCCAAAGCUUCUUAUCUGGUCUAGUGGCAGAAGAGAAGUUAGAACUUCGGGAUGGAAUGUACCUUCUCAAAAAGUGAAGGGUGAUUCCUCCAAGUAAAUCACAACCAAAAGGAUCAUAACAUUGCUUUAUAAAGGUGAUACCCUAAACUACCGAAUGCGGAUCCUCUGUAUUAGGGGUGUUCGUCGGUUCGGUUUUGGCGGUUUCGGUUUUAUCGGUUCGGUUUUAGUCGGUUUCGGUUUUUAGUCGGUCGGUUUUGAUCGGUUUCGGUUUUAGUCGGGCGGUUUUAGCGGCUUUAAAAAUAGAUGAAACCGAGAAUCGGACCACAAAAAUUGAGACAAUUUUGGUCAAUUUUAGCCAUUUUUGCCGGUUUAUUUUCAUUUGACCGGUUUUUAAGCCAAAAGUACGAACCCUAAGCCGAAUAACCGAUGAAUUAGUCAAUUUCGGUCGGUUUCGGUUUUAUCGGUUCGGUUUUGGUCGGUUUCGGUUUUGGUCGGUCGGUUUCGGUCGGUUUGGCGGUCGGUUUCGGUUUUUCGGUUUUUUUGUUCACCCCUACUCUGUAUGGCCUUAAAGUUGGCUAUUUUGCUGUAGAAAGAUUGUUUCAUCAAUCAAAGUUUUAUUGGUCACGUAAUGUGAUGCUCGUUGGGCAUGACCAUGACUCUAGCUUUAAAGCCAUGAAGAGGAUCAACAUUCCUUGCUGUAACUCUACAAGGGCCUCACUUUUUUGAAGGCAACUUGCAUUCUUUUCUCUUAAAAAUGCUCAAUAUUUAAUAUACAUUGUUUAGGCUGAGCACAUUCUUGUUUUGACCAGAAAAUGGAUUGAAGAUUCAUAUUCGGAAUGUUCUU
Molecule: messenger RNA, 5252 nt
Organism: Cuscuta epithymum
Lineage: Eukaryota; Viridiplantae; Streptophyta; Magnoliopsida; Solanales; Convolvulaceae
Source: the annotation of a GenBank genome assembly